Messenger RNA from Amphibalanus amphitrite, 1957 nucleotides. RefSeq lists its product as uncharacterized. The transcript is spliced from 2 exons. NCBI's taxonomy places the organism in Eukaryota, Metazoa, Arthropoda, Thecostraca, Balanomorpha, Balanidae. The coding region runs from base 15 to 1355 and encodes 446 amino acids. Gene Ontology annotation, molecular function: nucleic acid binding. The record is from RefSeq and is a predicted model, not a curated record. Gene Ontology annotation, biological process: DNA integration.
GUUUUGUUAAGGAAAUGAAAACUGACGCAACGAAGAUGACUUCUGGAGUGACAGCAGACGGUACCAGCUCCCUGAAGCGGUUGAAUCCGUUCGUUGCGGACGAUGGACUGCUGCGCGCUGGGGGACGUCUCAGGAGGAGUAGUCUGCCCUUUGAAGUCAUCCAUCCAGUGAUCUUGCCGAAGGAAGGUCAAGUCACGAAGCUGAUUGUCUACAAUGCUCACGAAGAACUGCACCACGCAGGACGUGAAUCGACUCUCAGUGAGAUCCGGCACCGUGGAUAUUGGAUACUCCAUGGAAGGUCAGUGGUCUCGAAGUGCAUUUUGGGGUGCAUCCAGUGCCGAAGGAUCAGAGGAAGUCCUUGUGGCCAGAAGAUGGCGGAUUUGCCAACUGAGCGAACGGAAAUGUCGGAGCCUUUCGAGUUCUGUGGCGUGGACGCGUUUGGCCCGUUCUUCGUACGAGAGAAGCGCAGUGAAGUAAAGAGAUGGGGUCUGAUGUUUACCUGUUUCGCUUCCCGAGCUGCUCACCUGGAAGUGAUCAGUUCUCUGACCGCUGACUCAUUCAUCAACGCAUAUCGUCGUUUUAUCUGCAGGAGAGGUCCCAUCAGGCGUAUAUACUGCGACAAUGGAACUAACUUCAUUGGUGGGAAGAACCUGUUGGAGAGCGCUCUGAAAGAAGAGGAUCACAAGCGAAUCGCUCAGACACUCAGUAAAGACAACUGCGACUGGGUGGAGUUCGCAUUCAAUGUGCCAUAUGCGAGCCAUAUGGGAGGCGUUUGGGAACGCCAAAUCCGAACGGCGAGAACGGCGCUGACCAGUCUGCUGAGCGCUAAUGGUCAACAGCUCGACGACGAACUUCUGCAAACUCUUUUCGCCGAGGCUGAAGCCAUCAUCAACAGCAGGCCCUUGACCUACUGUAGCAUGUCCAGUAGUGAUACUGUGGAGCCAUUGACACCUCUCCAACUCCUCACCCUAAAAUCAAAGGUCGUCCUUCCUGCCCCUGGGAUGUUCUGCUCCGCGGACCUGUAUGGGCGACGACGGUGGAGGAGAGUACAGCACCUCGCCACCGAAUUCUGGACGCGGUGGCGACGCGAGUUCCUGCCGUCUCUGCAGGAGAGGCGGAAAUGGCAGCGGCCAGAACACAACCUGCAGGAGGACGACGUUGUCAUCAUGGUUGAUGACAGCCAACCGCGAGGCGCCUGGCCACUAGGCCUGGUUGUGGCGACGUACCCGGCUACGGACGGACUUGUGCGAAGGGUGCGAGUGCGUGUAAACGGUCAGGAGUAUGACCGCCCCGUGCACCGUCUCAUUUCUCUCAUGAGACGUGGGCAGUGUGAUUCCCAGUCGGGGAGUCAGUGAGUCGAGCAGCGGGGCUGGAGAUUUCAGCUCGCGAUCUUCGACGGAGCUGGAACAGAGUGGUUCGUCGAAUCGGCCGUUGCGGUUUUUGCGCGGACUUUGGGCGAGUGCUGAGACAACGCGGCCAGUGAUUGCGGCACCCGGCGGAGCGGCUGCAAAGAACUCAGCUGUGAUGGGGUGUUUGCGGAAGUUAUCUUUAAGUUUGUUAAGUGCGCCUCUGUGCAUCCGGGAUUUGUUCUCAGGAUCAUAAAAUCCUCACCGGAUUUUGGGGAGCCAUGUUACCGCCGAGAGGGGGAAUUGAAGGAAUAGGAGGUGCCAGUUCAGUUUAUUGCUUAGGGCAUGCGAAUGUGCAACACUUACCUGUGCAUGUCUGCCUGCGGAAUUUGCACUGCAUGGGAUGUUGGGACGUUUGCUUUGUGUUGCAAUCGUGGCUGCCGGGUUUGCUCACACAUGUUUUGCCUUCUCUUACAGUGCAAACGUGCUAAAGUAAUUGUUCAUUGAUGACAGGCGUAUUGUGGACCAUUGAACUCCUUCAUCUUGCAAACGAACUUUUACGUGACAAAUGAAUGGACUACUGCUGCAAUACAUCACUGGGGCAAUCCUAA